Molecule: messenger RNA, 1158 nt
Organism: Stylonychia lemnae
Lineage: Eukaryota; Ciliophora; Spirotrichea; Sporadotrichida; Oxytrichidae
Source: the annotation of a GenBank genome assembly
AUGAGAGACAAGUUAUAAAAGGAAAACUAGAGGAAAUAUUAUGACAACUAUUUUAACCAGAGAAUAAAACUAGUAAAUGCUAGUAAUUCUAAAAAUAAGAGCAUGAAUCAAAGCUAAGGGAAUAUUAAUAGUUUAAAUGGAGUUUACAUUAAGGAUUUAGAGUUAGAGGAGCAGAUGUUUACUCUUUCGAAUGGGGUUAAGGAACUUUCAAAUAAUCUUAGUGAAGAUGCCCUAUUUAUUGAAACUGGAAUGAGCUCAUUACUUAAUUUAGUAGAUUAGACAUUGAUAAAUGUAAAAAUUCAGCAAACUAUUGGGAGCAUUGUAAUAGGAAGAGAGAGGAGCAAUAGUAAAGGUAAGCCUAAAACCAUGCGAUAGAGUGAGUCCAGUCAUCCUGCAAAUAAAAGCUUUGGCUAAUAACCUAUGCAAUCAUCAAGAAACAAUAAUGUUUCUACUUAAUAAAAAGCAGUGUAAAAAUAAUAAAGUAAGAGCCAGUAUUCAAAUUUAAAGCCAAGCGAAAUUAAAAGCAGCUAAAUCCUAACUACUAAAAAAAAGGAAUCAGAGCAGGCAUUAUUAAUUAGAGAAUAUGGAAACUCAAUCUUGGUUAAUGAAUAUGAAGAGCCAAUUAACUUUUUGGAAUAGACAAAUGAUAAUAAGUUUUAUGAAUAUGACUAGCAAACUCUUAAUCUGUCAGUAACCUCUCCUGUAUAGUAAAACUAGAAAGUAAACAAUAUUUUAUACAACAAUCAAAAUCAAUCAACAACUUAAAAUCUUUAAAAGAAUUAGGCCUAAUCUUCAAGCACAUAAAUGCUUUAUAAUGGCUCUUUUUCAGAUUUAGGUAUUCCUGUAGCAAACACUGGAGGUAAAAAUCUAGGCUAAAAUAUAAAGACAAGAAAUCUCUAUAGCGAAAAGAUAAAUACGAUAGAUGAUAGCCAUUCUAAUUAGUAAAUUGGUUCCAUCGUCAAAAUUAUGGACAAUGGUAUUGAUUAAAGACUAAGAACUUCCGUAGAUCAAGAUUCUUUUGUUAACAAUACUACUCACGAGGAAGAAUCUCUAAUAUCUAAACUUGAAAAGACUAUUCAGCAGAAAAAGCAACUUUAGAAAAGUAACAGCUCAUAUGCCAAUAAUCCGAAGCAAUCUAAGGCUAAAGUAUUCAAAUGA